Chironomus riparius is the source of this 727-nucleotide messenger RNA. The record is from the annotation of a GenBank genome assembly. Lineage: Eukaryota; Metazoa; Arthropoda; Insecta; Diptera; Chironomidae.
CUCUCAGUCUUUGAGUUGUACAAGAUCGAUCAAGUGCAAAAAAAUUUGUUCAAUUAUGAAACUCUUUGGAAUUUUAGUUGCUCUCAUUUUUACAGCAAAUUCAGUUUAUGGAUUAUGGUCGAGUAAAUGCAAGGAUGCAGAAACAUCCACUGAUAAGGUUGUUCAAUUAAUACAAAACGCAAAUUGCACGUUGAUAGCGGAAUCAAGGAGAUUUUAUGUGAAUCUCAACAAUAUUCGCGAUAGAAUGCGCAAUAAAAUGGAAAUAUUUAAGGAAUUGUUUCGAAAAAAUAAGGAAGUGAAUGAAGAUGAAAAUCUUGAUUAUGGAAUCGAUGUAAGAAUGUCGGCAGAUGAAAAAGGUGAAGACAAUCCGAGUGAGGAUUUAAAUUCUAGAAGAAAACGUCAAAGUAAUGAAGCUGAGAAUGAAAAUGAGGAAAGUUCAAAUGAUGCACAGCAACCAGAAAAUCAAGAAAAUGUAGAAGAAGAAGAACAAUACGAAGGAGUCUUAAAGCCAAAGGCAAUUAACAUUUUAGUUGCUCCAAAUCAAUGCAGACCAGGCCAACGAUAUGUUUCGGGAAGAUGCAGGACAUUGGUGUUUUUUGACUAGUAUUCUUUAUAACUGUGCAACUCUCUGUUAUCUUCAUAUCCAUGACAUUAUUUGAUUUUGUGAUCGGUGUACCUAAUUAAAUUAUACCUUAUUGAUUUUUAAUAAAACUUACAAAACAUUCAA